Centropristis striata (black sea bass) is the source of this 5021-nucleotide messenger RNA. It is a transcript of the gene btbd3a, whose product is annotated as BTB (POZ) domain containing 3a. Gene Ontology annotation, biological process: cerebral cortex development; dendrite morphogenesis; neurogenesis. Bases 214 to 1605 code for a protein of 463 amino acids. Lineage: Eukaryota; Metazoa; Chordata; Actinopteri; Perciformes; Serranidae. Gene Ontology annotation, molecular function: protein binding. The transcript is spliced from 5 exons. The record is from RefSeq and is a predicted model, not a curated record. Gene Ontology annotation, cellular component: cytosol.
AAAGAUGAGCAGAAGAAGCUAAGCUAGCUAGUGUAAACAAAGCUGAGCGGAUUUUCUUGUUAAAGUGUCAACAAACUUUAUGAUGCGGGAAGCAGACGAGAUUAUAAAUACUUCUGGACAACACUAAAAGCUCCGCAGACUGAGCCGGUCCCAGCAGCAUCCAGUCCGGCCCCGGAGCUGCCAUGAGCCGGCCUGCGGUCUGAGCGGAAGAUAAUGGCUGCAGAGCUGUUUCCCACCAAGAAGCUGGUCCCCUCCGCCUCGUCCGUCCAGCAGAUCCAGCAGCAGAACCUGAACAACAACAACACCAGCACCGCGAUCAGCUGCUGCAACUGGCAGGGCCUGUACCCCACCAUCCGGGAGAGGAAUUCAGUCAUGUUCAACAAUGAGAUGAUGGCAGAUGUUCACUUUGUGGUCGGGCCGCCUGGGGGGACGCAGCGAGUCCCAGGACACAAGUAUGUCCUGGCCGUCGGGAGCUCCGUGUUCCACGCCAUGUUUUAUGGAGAACUGGCCGAGGACCAGGACGAGAUCCGGAUCCCCGACGUGGAGCCGCCGUCGUUCCUCGCCAUGUUGAAGUACAUCUACUGUGAUGAGAUCGACCUGUGCGCCGACACCGUGCUCGCCACGCUCUACGCCGCCAAGAAGUACAUCGUGCCUCACCUGGCCCGGGCCUGCGUCAACUUCCUGGAGACGAGCCUGAGCGCCAAGAACGCCUGCGUGCUGCUGUCUCAGAGCUGCCUGUUCGAGGAGCCCGACCUGACGCAGCGCUGCUGGGAGGUGAUCGACGCCCAGGCCGAGCUGGCGCUGCGCUCCGAGGGCUUCUGCGACAUCGACACCCAGACGCUGGAGAGCAUCCUGCGGCGGGAGACGCUCAACGCCAAAGAGAUGGUGGUGUUCGAGGCGGCACUGAGCUGGGCCGAGGCCGAGUGCCAGAGACAGGACCUGACGCCGACCAUCGAGAACAAGCGGCUGGUGCUGGGGAAGGCCAUCUACCUGAUCCGCAUCCCCACCAUGGUGCUGGAGGACUUCGCCAACGGGGCGGCGCAGUCCGGCGUGCUCACUCUCAACGAGACCAACGACAUCUUCCUCUGGUACACCGCCGCCAAGAAGCCUGAACUCCUAUUCUGUACCAAACCUCGUAAGGGCCUGGCGCCGCAGCGCUGCCACCGCUUCCAGUCCUGCGCCUACAGGAGCAACCAGUGGCGGUACCGCGGCCGCUGCGACAGCAUCCAGUUUGCGGUGGACAAACGCGUCUUCAUCGCUGGCUUCGGCCUGUACGGCUCCAGCUGCGGCUCGGCCGAGUACAGCGCCAAGAUCGAGCUGAAGCGCCAGGGCGUUUCCAUGGCGCAGAGGAUCAUCAAGUACUUCUCCGACGGCUCCAGCAGCACGUUCCCCGUCUGGUUCGACUACCCGGUGCAGAUCGAGCCCGACACCUUCUACACCGCCAGCGUGGUGCUGGACGGCAACGAGCUCAGCUACUUCGGCCAGGAGGGCAUGACGGAGGUGCAGUGUGGGAAAGUGACGUUCCAGUUCCAGUGCUCCUCGGACAGCACCAACGGCACCGGCGUGCAGGGAGGACAGAUCCCCGAACUCAUCUUCUACGCCUGAGCCGGGCCGAGAUGCUGCUUCACCGCUGCUUCACUGCCAUGUAGACUCUUAUUUUGAAAGCACGGAGACGAGUUCUCAGGAAGCUGCCGGGGGACGGACUCCGGGUUUUACUGCUGAGCGACGGUCGGAAACAUUCCUUCACACCGGCUGUUGUUUGUGUCUCGCAGCAGCUGUUUGGGUUCCUCUUGGUCAUGCAGGAAUUGUAAACAAACGUGGGAAUUAUUGAUAACCAUAAGAGACGGGAGAUAUACAGGUGCAUCUCAAUAAAUUAGAAUAUCCUAGAAAUGUUUUUUUAUGGUAAAUGGACCUGUGACCUGCGUUUUACACUACAGACUGCGCUCAGUCACCCGUUCACACACACAUUCAUACUGGUGGCUGAGGCUACCCUAAACGGUGCCUCCUGCCACCAUUGGGAAUUCAUCCACACACCAAUGAACGCAGCAUCGGGAGCAAUUUAGGGUUCAGUAUCUUGCUCAAGGAUACCUCGACAUGUAGGCUGCCAUGGUCAGGGAUCGAACCACCAACCAUCCGAUCGGUCGGCAACCCGCUCUACCAACUGAGCCCAUGUCAGUAGUUCAAAUCAAAAGUAGAAAUAACACAUUAUAUAGAUCCAUUACACACAGAAUUAAACAUUUCAUGUCUUAAUUUAUUUAAUUUAUCUUCAUUAUGAAAAUGCUUAAAAUGGGUCAAUUAUAGUCUGAUACACAUUAGAGCAUAACAUGGGCAGAAAUGACAGAAAAACAUCAUAUUUUGGGUGGUCCAAAAAUGACCCCCUCAAAAAAAUAGUCAUACUAUAGCAUGUGGAUUUUUGUAAAAAAAAAAAAUUGAAAUGCUUAAAAUGGGUCAAUGAUUAUGGCUUGCAUUUAAUGAAGACGUAAAAGUCAGUGUCUCACAAAAAUUUUGAUGUCACAAAAGACCAAUUUUAAAAAUUAAAAAUAUGUUUACUCUGGAAAUGUUGGCCUCUGAACAGUAUGUCCAUCUAUAUGACUCAAUACUUGUUGGGGCUAUUUGGAAAUUGACUUUUCCAUCAUAUUCUAAUGAAUUGAGAUGCACCUGUAGAUGAAAUCUUUCAUUGUGAUAAUUACAAUUUUAUAUUAAUUAACUAUUAAUAACAAAACACAUUUUAUGGAAAAAUGGUAAUUAUUAAUGGAUAAAAAUAGUCACAGCUGAAGCCAUAAAUUAAAAUACUUCAUCACAGUGAUGCAGAUAUCUUAUAAAUAUCCAAUAUUGGCAUAAAACUCAGCUGAUCAUUGGUUCACAGCGCUGUCCGUCACAUCCUCGUACGCAGAAGUUAAAGGGAAAGUCGAACACUAAACCCAAAAUAAAUAUACAUAAAUAUUUGUUUUCCUGACCAGCAGUCUAUAACCUCGACAUAUUCAGAUUAUUGUUCAUUUAUUUUAUUGAUUAUUCGACUAGAUUAUGAUUAUUAUUUAGUCAAUUGACUUGUUUGACUGAAGCAGAAAAACCUGAAGCAGAAAAUCCAGUUUAAUUGAACAUUUUAAAUCAACUCAGUGACAUUAAAUCACUCUCAGUUGUAAUGUGCAACAAGUAACACAAAUAUAACACAAAACACACUCAGAGCUGCUUCUGUUACAUGUUCCGACAUCGUCACUAAAACUGGCUUUUAGUUUCUGGCUUUAAAGAUAAAAUGUUCAGUUUGAUGUCAAAGCCGUUUUCUGAUGAACGUGAUGGGAAAAAAUCCCGUUUAUUCAUAAAAAUGAGAAACUUUCUCACAAUGUCCAAAACAACAACUCAGCAUCUGUCGAGAAUGUUUCUCAAUAUUUUGUAAAAUGGCGUCCAAAAUAAUAAGAAAUUGAUUCAAAAUAAUGAGAAAUGUUUUCAAUGAUGAGAAACUUUCUCAAAUUAAGGAGAAAUGUUCUAAAAAUGAGACUUUCAGUUUGGGAAUGGUUCACUAUUUUGAGAAAAAUUCUGAUUGUUUUGAGAACAUUUCACAUUAUUUUAAACCAAGUUUCUCAUGAUUGAAAACAUUUCUCAUUACUGAAAAGGUUUCUCAUUAUUCUGAGAACAUUUUUCAUUGUUUUGAGAACGUUUCUCAUUAUUAUAAGAACAUUAUUAAUUAUUUUGAGGUUUCUCAUGCAGCUGCACAUUAAAUUCAAAUUAUGUUUUCUGCCGACGUGAUGGAAAAAAAAUCCUGUUUAUUCAUAAUAAUGAGAAACUUUUUCACAAUUUCCAAUAUAACAAUAAUUGUAAGUCAUUAUUUUAAGAACUUUUCUCAUGAUUGUGAAAGUCUCUCUUUUUUUCUUCUUUUUUUUACGUUUUCAUUUUGAUUAACUGUCUAAAUAUUCUGACAACCGUUUCUCAUUUUGAGAACAUUUCUCAUUAUUCUGAACCAGUUUCUUAUUGUUUUUGACAACAUUUCUCAGUUUGUGAACAUUUCACAUUAUUUUGUGAAUGUUUAUCAUUAUCACAAGAACAUUCUCAUUAUUUUGAGAAAAAUUCUAAUUUUUUUCGAACGUUCUGCAUUAAUUUAAACCAAGUUUCUCAUGCUUAAACAUUUCUCAUCACUGAAAAGGUUUCUCAUUAUUGUGAGAACAUUUUUCAUUAUUUAGAACAAGUUUCUCAUUAUUUUUGAAAGUCUCAAUUUUGUUUGGAAGGUUUUUAUUUUGAUAAAUAUUCUGACAAACGGUUCACAUAUAUUGAGAAAGAUUCUCAUCACAAAAAAAAAAUCUCAUCAUUUUGAGAAUAUUUGACACUAUUUUAAACCAAGUUUCUCAUGCUUGAAAAAAAUUCUCAUUACUGAAAAGGUUUCUCAUUAUUCUGAGAACAUUUUUCAUUGUUUUAAGAACGUUUCUCAUGCUGCUGCACAUUAAAUUCAAAUUCUAAAAAAAUGUUUUUAUUCUUCAAAAUCAUAAUUGCAUUAUGGACUGAAGAUGAUGAGAGAUUUCUAAACCCACAAACUGAAUUCUACAGACUGAAGACAAAAAUCUUGUUUGGUACAAAACAACUUCACACCUUCACGAUCAUUUAACAUAUUUUUCAGUGAAAAUAAGAAAAAAAAAAAGAUCAUUUCCUGCAAUAUUGUAAAUCAAGUCACGGUCAGAAUAUCAGUAAAAACAGUCACAGUUUUCCACAGUUUCUCAUUAUUUUAAGAAUGUUUUGUCAUUAUUUUUCUCAGUAAUUAUUUUUGAAAAAAAAAUCUCAUAGUGAGGAUUUACAGGAUUAUUUUUGCCAUCACAAAGCAAGUUUAAACCUUUAUUUAAUAUAGAUUUAUGAUGAGAGAAUCCCAAAGACGGAGAAGUGUUAAAAACUGAUUUUUUUACUCUGUUGUUGUUCAGACUUUGGUUUUAUUUUGAAAAUUUGGAAACAUUCCUGCUGUUACUGAAGAACUGAAGGACUUUUAUAAAGAUGAAGCACUACUUUUUUUCUGUUUGAACCUGUGCAGGUGUUUACUGUUU